Messenger RNA from Pleurotus ostreatus (oyster mushroom), 1452 nucleotides. RefSeq lists its product as uncharacterized. Bases 1 to 1452 code for a protein of 483 amino acids. The transcript is spliced from 4 exons. Gene Ontology annotation, biological process: carbohydrate metabolic process; peptide modification. Lineage: Eukaryota; Fungi; Basidiomycota; Agaricomycetes; Agaricales; Pleurotaceae. Gene Ontology annotation, cellular component: plasma membrane. The record is from RefSeq and is a predicted model, not a curated record.
AUGCGGACGCGAUACAUUCGUCAUUCACACCAACCCCCAGACCUCGCAUCUACUGUAAUAGAUGCGUACAUACAAGAGAUUCUGUCAGCCCUUGUCUCGAAUGUCCACUUGAUCUCCUCCAAGCACCCCCAGGAGAAGGGCAGUGUCUACAUUGGACAAGCGGGAGUCAUCCUGAUGAAUAUUCACCUUGCACGCUUGGCCAUAGAAGAGCACACUCUUCCGCACCGUGACCUCGCCGACAAACUCCUUCGUGCUGCAGUCCCACCGUCUUCAACCCACCUUCAGAGCCCUAAAGAUGCAUCUCGUGCUUCCUUCUUGGAGACUCCUAUAGGCCUCGCCACAUUAUUGGUGGAACGGACCAUGGACUCGGAGGCGAGCCCCGACUUCUCGGAAGCGUUGGCUUCAGCAUGCCUUGAUACAGUUCGUGAUGCGGUUUCGUUGGCCAUUCAAGAGGAUGAACAGCAUUCUCUACUGGACGAUGAUGGUUGCGAAGUUCUCUACGGACGCGCGGGUACCUUAUAUGCCCUCCUGCGACUCCGGACUGCGUCAAGUACAUGUAGCAGUAGGCUGGGAGGAGAGGUAAGCAAGGUGGCUUCAGAUAGCAGCAUAGCUGCUCUUGUUGGAUCCAUCAUCCUCCGUGGCAAAAUCGGUGCAAAGGCGUAUGGCACCGGCAGUCCACCGUUGAUGUGGCGAUGGCAUAGAAAACGGUACCUCGGCGCCGCUCAUGGAGUAGCGGGAAUCCUGCAUAUGCUCUUGAUGAUCCCUGGCCGUAUUUUGCAGAAGCACUCCGAGGACAUACUGGGAACGAUCGACUGGCUGAUACGGAUCCAGGAUACCACAGGGAAUUGGCCUACCAAGGCUCCCGACGUGGACGACAUCGUCGAUCCGGCAGAGUCCAGCGAUCUGGUACAGUGGUGCCACGGUGCUACCGGAAUCGUGCUCAUGCUAUGCACCCUUGUUCAUCGCGCGACGUACGCACCGCAGAUCCUCUUUUUAUCGCACGCGCAGUUCGCAUCGAUCCUGUCUGGCAUAUCUAAAGGCGCGUCCUUGAUCUAUAGGCAUGGACUGCUCCGAAAGGGUGUUGGUCUGUGUCAUGGUGUUGCCGGGUCCGUGUAUGCCCUCAUUGCUGUCGCCUGUGCAGUCGAGCACUACAACUUGGGUGGUGCCGAGGGGCCUCCUGCUCACAGCCCUGUAGAAUAUCUCGCUCGGGCCGUUCACCUUGCGCAUUUGGCCACCAGAUAUGUGGAACUUACUGCGGAAGGAAGGAUGGCAGCGCCUGACCGACCGUGGAGCCUGUACGAGGGCUCGGCAGGCAUAUGUUGUGCUUGGGGAAGUCUGCUGACGCUCCUAGACCAGUGUAAGAGGUCAGAAAGCACUUUGUUCAAGCAUGGAUACGAAACUAGGAGUGGGUUCCCUGGGUUCGACGAUAUUCUAGUGGAUGGAUCUUGGUAG